CGGUUAUGACGUGGCUGAGAGUAGAGGGGACUUUAGAGAACUUUAACAAAUUGAAACCUGAAACUUCAGUCUAUCUGGAAACUAAAUUCGAAUUGGAGAGAAUCCUGACGUUUUUAAAUAAGAAAAAUAAAUUUCAAUAUUCUACCGGAUUUUUAAGGAUCAUCAUGUCUGUAGAAAUAAAAAGUGUCCUCGUAAGUGAUCCUGUGGACGAAUCAUGUAUUAAACUUUUAACUAGUCAUGGAAUUCAAGUGACUGCAAAAUAUAAAUUACCAAAGGACGAAUUAAUUAAAGAAUUACAGAAUCAUCAAGCUUUGAUUGUAAGAUCAGAGACAAAAGUUACGGCCGAUGUUCUAGAUGCUGUAUCAAAUUUAAAAGUUGUUGGUAGAGCCGGAACGGGAGUUGAUAAUAUUGAUGUUCCAGCCGCAACGAAAAAUGGAGUUAUUGUUUUAAAUACACCAGCUGCUAAUAGUAUCAGUGCUUGUGAAUUGACAUGUGCAUUAAUAUCAUCAUUGGCACGAAAUGUCGUUCAAGCAAGUCAAUCCUUAAAGGAAGGGCGAUGGGAUCGUAAAUUAUAUUCCGGUUUUGAAUUGUAUGGAAAAACUCUUGGUGUUGUUGGAAUGGGUCGUAUUGGUCGUGAGGUAGCAAUUCGUAUGAAAUCAUUUGGAAUGAAAAUUAUUGCCUUCGAUCCAUUACUUAAGGAUCAAGAUGCUGAGGAAUUAAAAAUUCAAAAGGCUGAAUUAGAUGAAAUCUGGCCUGUAGCUGAUUAUAUCACUGUACAUACGCCUCUUAUUCCUCAAACAAAAAAUUUAGUUAACGCGACAACAUUGGCAAAAUGUAAGCAAGGCGUUUAUGUAAUUAAUGUUGCAAGAGGUGGAAUAAUUAAUGAGGAAGAUUUAUUAAAUUCAAUAAAAAGUGGUCAUUGCGGAGGAGCUGCUUUAGAUGUUUAUAUUGAGGAGCCACCAAAGAAUCCAAUUACUUUGGAACUUAUUAAACAUCCAAAAGUUGUUGCCACUCCUCAUCUUGGUGCGAGUACAGCAGAGGCACAACAAAGAGUUGCUCUUGAAGUAGCUGAACAAUUUUUAGCAUUAUCGGAAAAAUCGAAGGAAUACAGUGUCACUGGUGUUGUGAAUCCACAGGUUCUAAAAUCUGCCUAAUUUUUGUUUUACAUUUUUUUAUAUGCUCCUAGUCUAUAUGUAUUUUCUAAUUAAGGUCCAUUUUUCAUGUAAAAGAAAUAUAGAACAUUAGAAAAAUUU
This is a messenger RNA of Leptopilina heterotoma, 1253 nucleotides long. Its product is annotated as D-3-phosphoglycerate dehydrogenase-like. Lineage: Eukaryota; Metazoa; Arthropoda; Insecta; Hymenoptera; Figitidae. The record is from RefSeq and is a predicted model, not a curated record. The coding region runs from base 6 to 1154 and encodes 382 amino acids. The transcript is spliced from 6 exons. Gene Ontology annotation, molecular function: NAD binding; phosphoglycerate dehydrogenase activity.